This is a messenger RNA of Physella acuta, 3447 nucleotides long. Its product is annotated as spermidine synthase-like. Gene Ontology annotation, biological process: spermidine biosynthetic process. The record is from RefSeq and is a predicted model, not a curated record. Gene Ontology annotation, cellular component: cytosol. Gene Ontology annotation, molecular function: spermidine synthase activity. Lineage: Eukaryota; Metazoa; Mollusca; Gastropoda; Physidae.
AACAAAAGAGAGUGUGCUGACUGCUGUUGUAGUCAACAUUACUCUUUUACUACCGAGUACGGGUAGAUUUUGGUUUAGAAAAAUCUAGAUCCAGACAGGUAGAAUCUUAAAAAAAAUGAAUAGCAUGGACAGUAUCAAAGAAGGAUGGUUCAGUGAAUUUAGUCCUCUGUGGCCAGGACAGUCUAUGUCCUUGGAGGUUGAGAAAGUGUUGCAUCAUGAAAAAACAAAUUAUCAAGAUAUUUUUGUAUUUAAAAGUAAAACUUUUGGAAAUGUCCUGGUGUUGGAUGGUGUUAUUCAAUGUACAGAAAAAGAUGAAUUCUCAUACCAGGAAAUGUUGGCACACUUGCCAUUGUGUUCACAUAAAAACCCUAAAAAGGUAUUGAUUAUUGGCGGUGGUGAUGGUGGAGUGGCCAGAGAAGUGUUGAAGCAUGAAUGUGUUGAAGAGGUUCACAUGUGCGAGAUAGAUCAGGGAGUGAUUGAUGCAAGCAAGAAGUAUCUGCCUGGUAUGGCUGUCAGUUUUUCUGACCCAAGACUUAACCUCCACAUCAUGGAUGGCUUUGAGUACAUGGGUCAACACCAGGGGGAGUUUGAUAUUAUCAUCACAGAUUCCAGUGACCCUAUAGGACCUGCAUCAUCCUUAUUUCAAAAACAGUACUAUGAACUCAUGAAAAAAGCAUUGAAACCUGGUGGUAUUGUUUGCAGUCAAGGUGAGUGCAUGUGGAUUCACAUGGAGCUAAUAAAAAGUAUGCUGGAUUUCUGUGUCACCUUGUAUCCAUCUGUUUCUUAUGCUUAUACAUCCAUUCCUACAUAUCCAUGUGGACAAAUUGGAUUUGUUUUGUGCAGCUUAGAUCCAGAUGUAGACUUUGAAAAUCCAGUUCGAUCAUUUUCUACAGAUGAGUUGGAUAAACUAGGCAUGAAAUAUUAUAAUUCUGACAUGCACAAGUCAUCCUUCAAAUUACCAGAAUUUGCAAAAAAGGUAUUGAGGUACAAGAGUUCAAGCAAUGGGUGUUAAUCAUUACUAUUUUUAGUUUGAGAGUGCUUUCUGUACUGCAACUAAAGCAGACUACUGUUCAGCCAUUCCUGCAAAUCUAGAAUUAUCAUUAUCUAUUUAAAAAAUUUAUUCUUGCUAGUAUAUCAGAUAAUAUAAGAAGGCUUAUAUGUGUUAAGCUAGAUAUUUUUUGGAAUGUAAUUUUAAAAAAUGUGUGAAUCCUUUCCGGGGUUUAAUGCCAUUUUAAAAAGUGUUGAAAACAUCACUUGCUGUGUCGCUUGAUAGCUUUUCAGUUUGACACUGUUAGUGUCGUUUUUAAAAUUCUCUAAUUAAAUCAGUAGUACUUAUUUUAAAAUAAUAAAAAUAACUUCAGCAUCUUUCGGCUGGUUGAGAUAACACAAUUUGAUCUGUUUGUUUUUUUUUUAAUCGCAAUUUAAUUAUGUUUGCCUUUUUAUAUUUGUUUCUAAUGAAGCUGAAGGAAAAGUGGCAUUAGCAUACUUAUGUUCUUAAUUUAACAACAAAGUUACUUGUGAAAAAGGGAUCUGUAACAAAAUUAUUAUUCUAUGCAUGUUUUUUUUUUUCAUUUUAUUAGAUAGUCAAAUUUAAAGCAUAUUUUUCUAAUCAAUAAUUUUAGUUGAGAAGCAUAAUUAUACUCCAGUUAAUUGUUAAAAAAUUUAAAUUUUACAUUUCUAUAUAUAUAAUAUUAGAAAGGCAUUAACUUUAUUUGAUUUAUAACCCAUGCAUUUAUUGGUAAAAUGAUCUGUAAAUAGUGAAUAAUGUAUUAAACAUAAAGUUAGGAGGAAAAUUAAAAAAAAACAGUAAGCAAAGAAUUGGCUGAAAAUGUUAAUUAUCUUUUAUUCUACUUGAGGAUGUGAUGGAUUUAAAAACAAAACAAGAACAUAUCUGGCAGUGUUGUGAAAUUUGUGUACAUAUUUUAAUUUGUUGAAUUUACAAGAGUCAAUUUUGUUUCUUGUUUACUAUGUUAAUGAGAAGUGGUUCAUAAAUUCUUUUUUAAUUGGUUUUUUACACCUUUUUUAAGGUAUCAAAUUUGAAAUUUGGUUUCAUUUACCUUGAUUGAAAAUUUUAAAACAACUAUUUGUUAUCACUUUAUUUUUUAUGUUGAAAAUUAACUUUAGCAAUUUUUACAAUUUUGCAUUUAUGUUUUUAACUUAAUAUUCUUUUUAUCCAAAAUGAAAUGGAAUUACACUAUUUUUACUUCUCAUCUGGCAUCUAAAUUAAUUAGUAAAUUUUGCUUCCUUGAACAACUAUAAACAUAGAUUUCUAAUACUAGCAGAUUCUUUUCUCAUGUGAACCAUGUUUAAUUUAAUAUCAGCUUAAUAGAAAUACCCAAAAUACUACUGAAAAAAAAAACUAAAUAUAUAGCUGGCUAACUUUAUUAGUAAUUUACAAGUUUUACUAUUCCAAACAUUUGUAUAUAACUGUCGUUCUGUUGUUAGUGAUGAGUUUCAUUUUUUUAUUAGCAACUUUAACACUUCAUAACUAUUUUAAAUGUCAGUAAUUUAUUAAUUAUGAAGAAAUUUUGUUUUGGAUUGGGUAUUAUAAAGUUAUCUUAAAAACCUGUAAAAAAAAUACAAGACUGAGUAAAUUUCAGUUGAAGUUUAAAUUUACAAUUAUUAAUACAAUGAUUAUCUGUAUUUUAAUGUGCUUAAUUUGGCCUAAACAGAGUUGGAUUGUUUGAAAAACUACAAAUGUAUACAAAUACUACUACAGGUGUAGAAUGUAUGUUAUUACUUUUUUUUGUAACAAAUUCUGGUGCAUUUUAAUCCAUUUACAUCCUGAUUCUAGUCACAUGCCUUCCUCCAUUCUUUACGAUUGGGGGGCUGCAUGGAGCAGUCUUUACUUCUUAAAAUACCAAAAAUAGUGCACACAUGUCCUGAAUGAUUUUUUUUUGUGUUGAUGUUAUUUUAAAAAGUAUUCAUCAAAUUUAGGUGUUCAUUAAUAUUGUUUUGCUUCCACUUUUUUUUUAAUUACCUAAUAACCAGACCUUACCCAUGUCAAUUACAAAUUGACACUUAAUUCUCAUUAAUUUAACCCUAACCAUAAGGUCAUGCUAGGGUAAGAAAAUUAUUUUGAGUGAUUACACUCUACCAUUCUUCAUUCAGCUUAACAUUCUCAAGACUGUUUAGGCUAACUAUAAAUAAAAUGUAAUUUAUUUUGUACUAUCAUUUAUAAUUCUUGUAAUAUGGUGGGUUUUUCACUUUGGCUGGUAACUGUAUACUAUUUAUUUUCAAGAGGAGGGUAAUCACAUUUGGUAAGGGGGAGGAAAGCCCCCCCUCAAAGCUCUAUUCACAUUGACAGCUUUACAGUUGACUAACUAAUUCUUCAAGUAUGUAUUUUUAUCUCAAAAGCUUUGUGGAUAUCAUUAGUAAAACGGCCAGAUCUGGUGUAAAAAAAUAUUUCAUUAAGAAGGAAUUCAUUAAAUUUUAUAAUACAUGUAC